AUGAAAUAAGCAUCGUUAUUUAUUAGAAGAUCCUUUUUCCCUUUGAAACCCCUUUUCUUUUGUUCCUCCACUCAACAACCUCCACAAGCACCUAAAAUUCAUUCCGUUGUUGACAAUUUGUCAGCAUCCUAUAGUAUAGAGGACACCAUACCUGGGACCUAUUAAGGUGGCAGCGGAGUAUACAUGCUAAUGUUCACCUGUGGUCCAUGCGGGAACAAAAUGGCUCGCACUUUCACAAAGGAUGCAUAUCACAAGGGAGUAGUUCUAAUAAGAUGUGACAAAUGUGACAAUAUUCAUCUAAUUGCUGACAAUUUGGGAUGGUUCCAAGAUGAGAAAUGGAAUGUUGAAAUUCAUGCCAAAGAACAAGGACAAUCUCUGCCUAAAAUUAAUAACCCUGAAGUGUCAAAGCUAGUGCAAUAAUUCAUUUAAAAAUAAAAAAGUUCUUGA
This is a messenger RNA of Paramecium tetraurelia, 447 nucleotides long. RefSeq lists its product as uncharacterized. The record is from RefSeq and is a predicted model, not a curated record. Gene Ontology annotation, cellular component: mitochondrion. Lineage: Eukaryota; Ciliophora; Oligohymenophorea; Peniculida; Parameciidae. Gene Ontology annotation, biological process: protein import into mitochondrial matrix; protein folding; protein stabilization. The transcript has a single exon. Gene Ontology annotation, molecular function: protein-folding chaperone binding; zinc ion binding.